CAACCUCAACCUCAACCUCAACCUCAACCUAUCUCCUUCGGUCUCUAUCCUUCCUGUCUCACCUACCAACAAUCCAUCUACACUAAAAGAACCUCCUCAACUCAUCUAAAAUGCAAUCCGUACGUCAAGUCGGCGCAACCAUUGGCUCGAAAGUGGGCAAGGUGGCAAUCUUAAUGAAGCAUGAUGAUGACACUGUCAUUUGUGCUGCAGUCAGAACCCCGAUCACACGUGCAAAGAAGGGUGGCUUUAAGGACAUGUGUCUUGAAGACCUUCUCAGUGCAGUCCUCUCUGGUGUUGCUGACAAAGCUCAUCUUUCCGACAAGAGCUUAGUCGAAAAUGUUGCCGUCGGGAACGUGUUAGCCCCAGGCGGUGCUGCCACCGUCUCGAGAAUGGCAGUCCUCCAUGCAGGCUAUCCAAAUUCCACCGCAUUGAACACACUCAACCGUCAAUGUUCCAGUGGCCUCGCAGCCAUAACCCAGAUCGCAAAUGAGAUUGCCACUGGUCAAAUCGACAUGGGCAUUGCCGCUGGUGUUGAAUGUAUGACGAUGGGAUUCGGUGCUGGUGCCAUGCCUGAAAAGAUGUCAGACGCGGUCACUUCUGUUCCCGAAGCUGCUGAUUGCUUGCUACCUAUGGGAAUCACUAGUGAGAACGUGGCAAGUCAAUUUGGUAUUACCAGGAAAGAGCAAGACGAAUUCGCUGCAAACUCGUUUGCUAAGGCUCUCGCUGCUCAACGGGCCGGAAAAUUCAAAGAAGAAACUAUCCCGGUCAAGGCCUCCUGGUCUGACCCUAAAACUGGCGACCAAAAGGAAAUCCUGGUCUCUGAAGAUGACGGUAUCCGUGCUGGUGUAACCGUCGAAUCCUUAUCCCAACUCAAACCGGUCUUCAGCAAAACCGGGUCCACCCAUGCCGGCAACGCGUCUCAGGUCUCUGACGGUGCAGCCGCUGUGUUGCUAGUAAGGCGCUCGUUAGCCAAAAAGCUUGGCUUGCCAAUCUUAGGAAAGUUUUAUACUUCUGCCGUUGUGGGUGUCCCACCACGCAUCAUGGGGAUCGGCCCCCUUUACGCGGUUAAGAAGCUCCUAGAAAAGUGCGGGAUUCGCAAGGAAGAGGUUGACUUUUAUGAAAUCAAUGAAGCAUUUGCGUCUCAAGCGGUUUACUCGAUCAAGGAAUUAGGAAUUCCGUUUGAGAGGGUCAAUCCCGUCGGUGGUGCCAUAGCCUUCGGACACCCCUUAGGGGCCACCGGAGCCAGACAAGUAGCGACUGGCUUUGCCGAGGCCAAAAGAUCGCGAGCAAACAUCUUUGUUACAUCCAUGUGCAUUGGAACUGGGAUGGGAAUGGCGGGAUUAUUUGUAAACGAACAAGCUUAACAACCUGGCUCGAGUUGAUUCAAUGAGACUCCCACUCCCCGAUCAUCCUCAAUUUCAUUGGAUGAGUUUGUUGUAAACAUUCAGUAAUAUAAAAUUUCUCUCUUAUCAUCAUUACUCUUGUGAUUGUAUCUUCUUUUUAAGCCUAUAGGCCCAUCAAGCAAUGUUGUAAUGGACCCCCCCCCCACCUCCUCCAAGAUUUUUGACCGAUACAAGCUAAAUUGCAAAAAAUGUGACAUUUGUUAUCAUUGG
Puccinia graminis f. sp. tritici CRL 75-36-700-3 is the source of this 1613-nucleotide messenger RNA. RefSeq names its product acetyl-CoA acyltransferase. Bases 111 to 1364 code for a protein of 417 amino acids. The record is from RefSeq and is a predicted model, not a curated record. The transcript has 7 exons. Gene Ontology annotation, biological process: phenylacetate catabolic process; fatty acid beta-oxidation. Gene Ontology annotation, cellular component: peroxisome. Gene Ontology annotation, molecular function: acetyl-CoA C-acyltransferase activity. NCBI's taxonomy places the organism in Eukaryota, Fungi, Basidiomycota, Pucciniomycetes, Pucciniales, Pucciniaceae.